Messenger RNA from Candidozyma pseudohaemuli, 8355 nucleotides. RefSeq names its product myosin 5 (gene MYO5). Gene Ontology annotation, biological process: vesicle transport along actin filament; endocytosis; regulation of transcription by RNA polymerase II. Gene Ontology annotation, cellular component: myosin complex; actin cytoskeleton; plasma membrane. Lineage: Eukaryota; Fungi; Ascomycota; Pichiomycetes; Serinales; Metschnikowiaceae. The record is from RefSeq and is a predicted model, not a curated record. Gene Ontology annotation, molecular function: actin filament binding; transcription coregulator activity; microfilament motor activity. The coding region runs from base 1 to 8355 and encodes 2784 amino acids. The transcript is spliced from 2 exons.
AUGGCGAUUGUUAAACGAGGCGGCCGUUCCAAGGUCAAGCAACAAGAGGCGCCUGCAAGAUCCGGGAUCAAGAAGGCUGAGUUUGAUUUGCACAAGAAGAAAGAGGUGGGUGUCUCGGACUUGACCCUCUUGUCGAAGAUUUCCGACGAGUCCAUCAAUGAAAACUUACACAAAAGAUUUAUGAAUGGUACCAUCUACACAUACAUUGGCCAUGUCCUUAUUUCUGUCAAUCCAUUCCAAGACCUCGGCAUAUAUACCAAGCAGACAUUGAACAUGUACAAGGGUAAGAAUAGGUUGGAGGUACCCCCGCACGUUUAUGCCAUUGCAGAAGCGAUGUACUAUAACUUGAAGUCAUAUGGCGACAGUCAAUGUGUCAUCAUUUCUGGUGAAUCCGGUGCCGGUAAAACCGAAGCUGCAAAGCAAAUCAUGCAAUACAUUGCAAACGUGUCGGUGGAUGACCAACUCAACGGCAGCUCUUCUUCGUCAGGAAUUGGUAAAAUCAAGGAUAUGGUCUUGGCGACAAACCCGUUGUUGGAAUCAUUUGGUUGUGCUAAGACAUUGAGAAACAACAACUCCUCUAGACACGGAAAGUACCUCGAAAUCUACUUCAAUCCUCAGAACUACCAACCCAUUGCUGCGCACAUCACCAACUACUUGUUGGAGAAACAAAGAGUUGUUCAGCAAAUCACCAAUGAGAGAAACUUCCAUAUUUUUUACCAAUUUACGAAGCACUGUCCUCAACAAUAUCAGCAGCUUUACGGAAUUCAAGGUCCUGAAACUUACAUUUAUACUUCGGCAGCAAGAUGUACAUCUGCAGAUGGCAUAGAUGAUGGAAAGGAUUUUUCAGAAACGUUGAAUGCAAUGAAUAUCAUCGGAUUACAGCAAGUCGAGCAAGACAACAUCUUCAGAAUGUUAGCAGCGAUCCUUUGGAUCGGUAACAUCUCAUUUGUGGAAAACGAAGAAGGAAAUGCGGCUGUGAGAGAUGAAGGUGUGACAAAUUUUGUCGCCUACCUCUUGGAAGUUGACGCAGAACUCUUGAAGAAAGCUAUUGUCGAGAGAAUUAUUGAAACCUCGCACGGUAUGAGAAGAGGUUCAACAUAUCACGUUCCUUUGAAUAUUGUCCAGGCUAUUGCGCUGAGGGAUGCUCUUGCCAAGGGAAUUUACAACAAUCUUUUUGAAUGGAUCGUGGAGAGAGUGAACAGAUCGUUGAAGGAUCCCUCUCAAAAUUACGAAAAGAAAUCAGUGGGUAUUUUGGAUAUUUAUGGGUUCGAAAUUUUCGAACAGAACUCGUUUGAACAGAUUUGCAUCAACUAUGUCAACGAGAAAUUACAGCAGAUCUUCAUCCAGCUUACUUUGAAAGCAGAGCAAGAAGAGUACGUUCAAGAACAAAUUCAAUGGACUCCUAUCGAGUACUUCAAUAAUAAGGUUGUCUGUGAUUUGAUCGAGGCCACUAGACCUCAACCUGGUUUGUUUGCAGCCUUAAAUGAUUCCAUUAAGACAGCCCAUGCCGACUCCGAUGCCGCUGACCAAGUUUUUGCACAAAGAUUGUCCAUGGUUGGUGCUAGUAACAAGCAUUUCGAAGAUAGAAGGGGUAAGUUUAUCAUCAAGCACUACGCCGGUGAUGUCACAUACGAGGUUUCUGGCAUGACCGACAAAAACAAAGACAAUAUGUUGAGAGACCUUCUUGAAGUCUUGUCAACCUCAUCGAACGCGUUUGUCACCGCUGAACUUUUCCCACCACAGCUCCUCGCUGCUGUGACGGAUAGUAAGAAGAGACCCGAGACUGCUUCUGAUAAAAUCAAGAAAAGUGCAAACGUUUUGGUUGAUACAUUAUCUCAGUGCCAGCCUUCGUAUAUCAGAACAAUCAAACCCAACCAAACCAAAAGACCUAAGGAGUACGAGAACCAGCAAGUGUUGCAUCAGAUCAAAUACUUGGGUUUAAAAGAGAACGUGAGAAUCAGAAGAGCUGGAUUCGCUUAUAGAACCACUUUUGAUAAGUUUGUGCAAAGAUUCUAUUUGUUAUCUCCCAAAACGGGUUAUGCUGGUGACUACAUCUGGCAUGGCGACGAUAUCACUGCUGUGAAAGAGAUUCUCAGGUCCUGUCAUAUUCCUCCCACUGAAUACCAAUUGGGAACCACCAAGGUUUUCAUCAAGACUCCGGAGACCUUGUUUGCAUUAGAGGACAUGAGGGACAAAUACUGGCAUAACAUGGCCGCCAGAAUUCAAAGGGCUUGGAGACGGUACAUGAAGAGAAAGGAGGAUGCCGCUAAAGUUAUUCAAACAGCUUGGAGGACAAAGAAGCAUGGUAAUAAGUUCGAGCAGCUUCGUGACAAGGGAACUGAAAUUCUUGGAGGUAGAAAGGAGAGAAGAAGAAUGUCUUUGUUGGGUUCUCGAGCUUACAUGGGCGACUAUCUUGGCUGCAAUCAACCAAGCGGUUACGGAAGAUUUGUCGUAUCUCAAGCCGGCAUUAAUGAGUAUGUCGUCUUCUCCGGGAAGGGAGAGAUUCUUUUGUCUAAAUUUGGCCGGUCAUCUAAGAGACUUCCAAGAAUCUUCAUCCUCACGAACUCGAACUUGUACGUUGUCGCCGAGGUGGUGGUGGAGAAACGUCUUGCAUUGCAAAAGGAGUUUACUUUGCCCAUAAAUGGUAUCAACUAUCUUGGGUUAUCAUCAUUCCUGGACAACUGGUUGGCAGUCUCGAUGCACCAGGCGUCUGCGGCUACUCCAGAUAUUUUCAUAAGCUUGGACUUCAAGACGGAAUUGGUUACUCAUUUGAAGCAGUUGAACAGAGGUAUCACGGUGAAGAUUGGUCCCACGAUCGAAUAUCAAAAGAAGCCUGGUAAGAUGCAUACCGUGAAGAUUAUCGUUGGAGCAUCCUCUGCACAUGGUGAUACGUAUAAGUCUGGUAACGUUACUGUCGGACAAGGUUUGCCGGCUUCAAGCAGAAAUCCAAAGAGGCCUCGUGCUAAAGCAACUUCUGUCGAUUAUCAGAAGUAUUACAACAGAGGUGCCCAAAUGAGGUCAAAUGCGCAGAACUACAAUAACUUGCACAGUACUCAAAAUAAUGGAUCUCAUGCUCUUCUGCAGCUGGCAGCUGCCCACGCAUACCAGCAAUCCCAACCCAGAAGCGUCCCUCCGCCAGCCACUCACACUCAACCUGGAUUGAAACAGCUGAAGAGACCGCCACCAGCGCCACCCGGUAUCGCACAGGCUGGCCAAAAUGCACAGCAACAGUCGCAGGCUAAACCUCCUCCUCCAAGACCUGUCAAGAAAACAGCAGCUCCUCAGCCUCCUGCCAAAUCGACGAGGGCUCCUGAGGUGAAGCGCUCUACACCUCAACCACCGCCGCCACCUCCAGCACCACCAUCCAAACCAGCACGCCAACCAAAGUUUCCAACCUAUCGUGUUUUGUUCGAUUAUGAUGGCUCGGUCGCAGGCUCGGUCGCGUUGGUCAAGGAUAGUGUGGUUUAUGUUGCUAGUGUUAACGGCAAAUGGGGUCUUGUGAAGGAUUUGGAUGAGACGUACGAGGGAUGGUCACCAAUGGAUUACAUGGAAGAGAUUGACCCUCCAGCUGAUUUGUUCUCGAACAACGUCUCUCAGCCUGCCCCUCAAGCCCCAAGUGUUCCUACACCUCAAGCACUGCAAGCCACUGCUUCAGAGCCACAAGCAAAUUCGUCAGAGAGACCAGCAAUGCUCCCAACAACUUCCUCCGGAAAUGGUUUAGGAAAUGGCUUGGCUGAUGCAAUUUUAGCGAAAAAGAGUGGAGAUGUCACUUUGGCAGGAUCUCUCGCUGAUGCUUUGAAGAAACGUAAAGGUGCAACUGGUAACGACAGUGACGACGAAGAAGAUGACGACGAUGAGUGGCCCUCGGUGACGAUAUACCCGCUCGAUGACACAUUGAGCCAAAAAACGUUUCCAGAUUAUUCUCCAUGGGAGGAAGAUCGAGAUCUGACGAAGAAGCUUGAAAAUCUGAAUUACUUGAAUAAGGGUUUUUUUGAAACACCCAGGGUCUCUAAUGAGUACUACUCUGCUCGCAACCUUGUGCAAGAGACGGUCUUCUCCUCAUCUAAGAACUGCAACAGUAUUCUUCGUGAGCUUUCCCAGCAUUUGACUAAGUCCUACAAAACAAGAGAUGAGGUUAUCAAUAAGAUCAGAGCAAGCUCAUUCAGCUUUAAGAUCCCACUGCGUGUGACACUAACAGCACUGAAAAAGGAAGCAUGGCUCAAAGAGUUGGCCAAUCCCGAUCAACCAUUGCAUAAAAUUUCGUCGAGAAUACCGCAUGGCUUGCGAAAUAAAGUUCUCGUUGACGCCAUGUGUAGUCGGCAGGUUCCUAUUUCUCGAGCUAUUUGGUUCACGAAAUGUUCUUUGUUCAGCGAGUUGGUUCUGGUGAAAAAGAAAGCGCUGGUGAGACAACAUUCCCUGACACUGGCAAAUAGCUCAUCGAUCACGAGAUCAAAUGAUGUUUUGGAAAGACGUUGGUUGCAAGAGUGGACGCAACAGGUUGCAGACUAUGUCUUGAAAUUUUCCAAAGAGAUGAAAGCGGUGUCUUCUCAUGAGCUAAAGAUCCGCUUCCAAGAGAGGAUGAAUUAUUUGAUUCUGUAUGUUCUGGCAAUGUACAUCGAGGAGCUUCUCGACAAGACAUUUUUCCUAACGUUGAUCUUGAGGCUAAUAAAAGAAGAUCACUUCACUGGUACACUUGAUAUCCUGACACUAACAGAACUACAAAAAAUCGACUUGAGUGAGACGAGUGAUGCGGAUCAGAAGUAUCUUGACGUUUUGAGCAAGCAAUUGACCGAGUUCGGCCAACUCUUAAUCGCAUUAAUUUUCAUCAGAGUCUUUUGGAAGGAUAUUAUCGCUGAAAGUUUUCUACGCAAGCAUCUCAGUGAAUCAUUGCUUUUAAAUUAUCUCAUUGUGAGCAAGUUGCCAACCCUGAGCGAAAAGCCCACUAUUGCACGAAUUGAGGUACCGCAUGCAAUCAAGUCCGAGUGUUUGAGUCUCAUGUCUGAGAUGAUUAUCGAGUUGUUUCACAAAAGUUCGAGCUCUUUCAUAAUUCCCUCUUCCUGGAUUGUGCUUGGAGAUGUUUUGCAUAAUAUCAUCAACAGCUCCAACUUGUACAAUGAUCCACCUAAAAGAGCUCUUCUCGAAAAAAGUUUGGCACUUUUGAAGUUUAGAAACGAAAGCUUGAUAGUGAAUUGCGGUGGCGACUCUACGUCCCCUUCUGCGAGAGAAGAUGGUUCACCAAACGUUGUUCUACAUGAGCAAGCGCUCUCGCAUGCCUAUAUCCACAGGUCCAACGAUGACGUGCUAAAGCUUAUUGAUCUAUUAGAUCAUCAAAAGCUUAGAGAGGCUUUCACUUUAAUUUUUACCCCCGGAUCUCCAAAUAAAGCAAGAUCAGCUCAACCUCAAAGUAUCAGGUUGAAGGCGAUGAUCUUCUGGUGCGUAUCCACUUAUCGCGAUAUGGGUGUCUCUAAGGAGAAACUCAUCAGUGUCUGUAACGCGCUUAAGAUGCAUGGGACACAAGCUACAGGCAAGUCCUCAGUUAAGCUGAGAAUCAAGUUGGAAAAUGAGAUCUUGGAGAGUAUUUUCUGUUUGGCUGAGCUUCCAUCCUCCGAAUUAUCACAUACCAACUUGUACGUUCUCGUCAAUGAGCUUUAUCAGCUUAAAAUUAUUACUAUAUCUGCAUAUUUGAGAAAGCUCAUAGCUAGUGGAAUUUUUUAUCUAUCCUCGAAGCCGACCGAUGAGAAAAGGCUGGAUGACCUUGACCCUCAAAGUCGAUUCCACCUUCUGCUUCUUCAAAACCUUCCACUCCUCAACAAUCGCCAAUGCGAUCAUAUUUUGAAGAAAUGGGCAAAAGAACAAAUUGACUUCAUCGGCCUAUUUGAGCAAGCCACUCGAACUCUCCGGGAAGGGGUUUUGGAUCAUAUCUUGAACAACACAAUAGGGAAGGCAGAUCUGGGCGUCUUCGAGAGUAUCAGUGAACUUAAUGUUGGCCUCCAAUUCAUGGUCAUGAACUGGUUCACAUCUGAAUUCAAGACGUCUAUAUCGAAGGCGUCCAAGUUGGUUCACAUAACUCCUGAUGUCGUGGCAUUUGUUUACGAACUUUUCAUCAAGUCUAAUAACCUUACAGCAUUUUUCAAAUUGUUCAUCAAGUUCAUCUUGAAGAAUGAGAAUAAGGUUUUGAUAUUUUACAUGGAUUCCCUUUAUUUCAUAAGUCGACUCAUUCUUGACCAUUCAACUUUGCUUGAGUUCAUUGCCGGGAACUCUUCAGAGUCUCCGUCGGCGUCUUUGGACAUAUUCAAGCUCAUUGUGCAAGAUUAUAGAGAUUUGCUAUCUCGUGAAACCGACAUCUUUCAAUUUGGGCCUUUGUGGGAACACAUCCGUCGUCAAUUACAAAGUCCAGGCAUAAGACGGCGCAACUCGCCGAAUGAAUCUAGUGAAGCGAAUUCUCUCGGAAGACGACCUGCCUCUACCUCACCUGAAUUCAAUGAGUCGAAGAGCAGCGAGUCGUCCUACGAAACCGAAUUUAUUAUAGAGGAAGUUCAAUCAUUGGAAUCCUUCGAAAAAAGGUCUCUCACUGCCGAUGAGUACAAAGACAUCACCGAAGACUUAUGCUCAUUUUGCGGGGUUACUUUGGAUUACUUUACGGCCGAGCUGCCGAUUGCACAGAUAAAGCUUUUGCUACGAUCCAUCGAAAAAGACAUGGGGCAAAAGACUGAGAUCCAGAUUUUCAAGUUGAUCUCCAAUAUAAAGGCAAAAGAAACCUCCAAAGAAGACGACCUUGGUGUUGCGUUGAAGGAGUUGAUGGAGGAGAAUCUCGACAUUGAAAGAUUCUCACUUGUUACAAAAUUCAUCCUUGCAUUAGACUUAAUGACUUGCGACACAUUGCUCUCUACCAUUCAGAACAUAUCAGCACCAACAGUUUAUGAAAAGAGAUUGAGAGAUGACUUAUUUGAAGAGGUUGCCCCGGUGAUCUUGUCACGAUCUGUGUCUAUUUUGUUCCAAUCUGUGAGACUCAAAUACAAGGAGAAUCACCUUGAGGCUUCCAUUGAGAUUGUUGUAACUGCCAAUUUACCAUACGACAACACAAGCUUAAAAUUCCGAGGUGAGCUUCUUUGUAUGAUUGUUCAACACCCAGUCAAAACCGUUCAAUCAAUCACGAAACAUUUCAACCAGCUGGAGAUGCUUGAUAUUAUGAGCAAUUUAUUGGGCGUUAGCUCUUCGGGUUUCGAGUCUGCCAAAAUCUCAUCCAUUGUCCCUAUUAUGAGCGAGUUUAACUUACCGAUCGUGCAAGUCAUCAUCUCCAUUUUGGCGCAACAGAACGACGAUGUUGAAGCCAUCUUGAAUCCGUUACUUAGCCGAGAGGACUUCUUCCUCAACGCAUCCUUCUUUGGGGAGCUUUUCAACUUGUGCGACUUGAGGUUCCGUAUAAUGGUGUUCAAGCAGAUGGAGAGUCUCUUUUUAAACAAAAGCUUGUCCAUGAUUACCUCGGCUGAUCUGGCCCCCGAAAGUCUCACGCCCAUUUUCAAAGACUUUUUUAGCAAGAUCAAUGAUUCUUUUGUCGAUAAAAUUGAUUUGUCGGCUUCUGACUAUAAGGAUCUUUUAAGCUAUAUUUCCCAGUUCAUAUCAUGUGUGGAGGGGUUUGAUGGUAGCAAUGAACUAGCGAAGAUGCUACUGGACAAUACUUCAAUCCUAUUGCGAAUCAUCAUCAUUCAAAGUGGAUCUUUGAUUGACCUCAUGAUGCAACUCGACUUGCAGCACUUUGAACUCAUUCAUCAGCUUGUGAGAUUGUUCAAUACAAAAUUCAUGAUGCACAGCAACGAGAGAUUGAAAAUCCUUCUUUACGAUUUAUUGCAUCUUUUCAAGAAUUCUUUAACCCAACAGCUCACACUAAGAGCAGAAGAAGACGAAAGUGUGCCUGUUGAGUCACCUUCAAUUCCUAAAAGCAUAUCUGACCAGGGUGCAAGUGAUGAGCCGUCAUCCAAUGAACGGGUGAAACGGCCUCCCAAAGAAUCGAUUUCUACUAUUCUGACAAUUCUCGAUAUUCCUGAACCCACAAAUCAUUCGAUUCAAACGGAUGAAGGGGCUGUCGCCGAAUGUCUCAUCAUGUUAGACAGAGAUGAGCUUCUGCGGAGGAGCGAUAUCAAAUCCUUCAAUAACAACUCCCUCGUUCUAGCAUCUUCUCGUGAGUCGGGCGCAUUUGAUAGUCCAUUUGGUGAAUUGAGCCGUGACGAGAACACAAGCUGGCCGUUUACAAUACGAAGCGUUCAGCUCAUCGAGGAAACAGGAGGCGGUAUCAACGACGGCUGCAUCAAUCUAGCCCUUUUGAGAGCCUACACAACAAAAGAGAACGUUCCGUGA